UGAUAUUCAUAGUUAGAUCUUAUAUUCCGUUUUAAGUACAGUCUUAACAAGCAACGAACCAAUCAGAAAGCCAUAUUACCAUCUUAAGACAUUACUUGAGACAGUACUUGAAACGAAAACCGACUAUUAAUACCGCCCAAUGAAUGCUAAAGAUAGAAAGACACAAUAGCACAUUCUCCGAAGACAUAGUGGAAUCAGAAUUUUUUAACUCCAUAGAUAAUCCGAGAUGACUGAUAUUAAUAGUAUGACUAACAUGAUAUAUCAAACGGCAUUUAACUUUUUCUAUAUUGUAUCACUGUAAGUGGAGAGGCAGGCGACUAAGUGCCAAGUAAAAACAAGGUUAUACUAGCCUAAUUGUGCGAAUUUUAAAUUGCGUUAAAAAAACUUUUUAGUAUGGCACAUGUAAAUUCAUCUAUUCUAAGUACUUUAGAAAAUGGAAUUCAAAAAGUGGUACUUAAUAAACCCGCCAGAAAGAACGCGCUUUCACCUCAAAUGUAUAAAGAACUAAAAAUGCUUUUAAAUGAAUCUGCUGAAAACAACAAAGUAUUGAUAUUUGUACUGACAGCAAAUGGAGAUUUUUUUAGCAGUGGCAAUGAUAUAAGUGCCUCAAUGGAAUCUCUUUCGGUUUCUGUUAAUAUAGUUAAGGAAUUAAUUGAUGCUAUAAUUAUGUAUCCAAAGCUUUUAAUAGCUGUUGUGAAUGGACCAGCAAUAGGAAUAGCAACUACAAUAUUAGGAAUUUUUGAUAUAGUUUACGCUUCAGAUAAGGCAUAUUUUCAAACACCGUUCAGCUCUUUGGGUCUUGUUGCUGAAGGAUGUUCUUCAUAUACAUUCCCAAGAUUACUGGGACAUUCCAAAGCUGGAGAUAUGUUGUAUUUAGGAUACAAGAUGAAUGCUCAAGAAGCCAAACAACAUGGUUUGGUCAGUGAAGUGUACAAUCAUGACUCUCUUGAAGAAGUAUGGAAUUAUUUGAACAAGAUAUCGACACUUUCUUCACAGUCUAUAUUGGCGACUAAGCGAUUAGUGAGUAGAUGGAACAAAGAAAUUUUAUUAAAAGUUAAUGAGGAAGAAAUAGAAGAGUUGAAAAAACUAUUUGAAUCUCCUGAGCUAAUCCAAAGGAUGUUGAAUUUCUUGUCACGAAAAAAUAAGCUUUAAAAUACUUUACGUAUUUUUAAUAAAGCAAAGACUGCUUUAAUACAGCAAAAACUAAAUUUAAUACCUCAAAU
Trachymyrmex septentrionalis is the source of this 1223-nucleotide messenger RNA. Its product is annotated as enoyl-CoA delta isomerase 2, mitochondrial-like. Bases 394 to 1152 code for a protein of 252 amino acids. The record is from RefSeq and is a predicted model, not a curated record. NCBI's taxonomy places the organism in Eukaryota, Metazoa, Arthropoda, Insecta, Hymenoptera, Formicidae. The transcript has 7 exons.